This is a messenger RNA of Ilyonectria robusta, 1350 nucleotides long. RefSeq names its product concanavalin A-like lectin/glucanase domain-containing protein. The coding region runs from base 1 to 1350 and encodes 449 amino acids. The record is from RefSeq and is a predicted model, not a curated record. Gene Ontology annotation, biological process: carbohydrate metabolic process. Gene Ontology annotation, molecular function: hydrolase activity, hydrolyzing O-glycosyl compounds. NCBI's taxonomy places the organism in Eukaryota, Fungi, Ascomycota, Sordariomycetes, Hypocreales, Nectriaceae. The transcript has 2 exons.
AUGGCCGUUCUUACUCUCCUCGUCCUCAGCUUAGCUGCUCAGCUCGCAGCAGGGCAAACCCCCGGCAACCUUACAGAAGUUCACCCUAAGCUGGACACAUUCCGGUGCACGGUGCGCGGCGGGUGUAAGAAGCACACCAACUACCUCGUUGUCGACUCGAGUCAGCAUCCCAUUCACCAGGCUACUAACUCCUUCGACUGUGGCUCUUUUGGUAACACACCGAAUGCUACGGCUUGUCCGGAUGCCGCAUCCUGUGCCAAGAAUUGCAUUAUUGAGGGAAUUCCUGACUACACGACCAGAGGAGUCAGCACAUCUGGCACCGAGCUUCGUCUCCAACAAGUGUAUCGCAACACUACAGUCUCUCCCCGGGUCUACUUCUUGGACGAAAGCCAAGAAAAAUACGAUCUUUUGCAUCUUACUGGUGCCGAGUUUACUUUCGAUGUCGAAAUGUCAAAGCUGCCCUGCGGCAUGAACAGCGCGCUCUAUCUUUCCGAGAUGCUUGAGGAUGGCGGCAAAAGUCUUAGCUCCAAUAACAAAGCUGGUCCAUUCUACGGCACCGGGUAUUGCGAUGCCCAGUGUUUCGUUACCCCGUUCAUCAAUGGAGUGGGCAACGUCGACGGGCGAGGUUCCUGUUGUAACGAGCUUGACAUCUGGGAAGCAAACUCUCGAGCUACGCAUAUUGCACCUCAUACAUGCAAUCAAACCGGUCUCUACGAGUGCGUUGGUUCUGAAUGCGGCUCGCAGGGUGUCUGCGACAAGUCCGGUUGUUCAUGGAACCCCAGCCGUCUCAACGCCACCAACUACUACGGACGCGGCGACACGUUCAAGGUUGACACUACCCGGAAGUUUACCGUCACCUCUCAGUUCGUUGCUGAUAAGUCUGGCCAUCUCACUGAACUGCACCGGCAUUACAUCCAGGACAACGAGCUUAUCUCGAGCGCUGUUGUCAACAUCGCGGGACCCCCAAACAUUAAUUUCAUGAAUGCCGAAUAUUGCGAGGCGACGGGCGCCGAUGAAUUCAUGAGACUAGGCGGCAUGAAGGGCAUGGGUGAGGCCAUGAGUCGCGGCAUGGUGCUGGUGAUGAGCAUCUGGUGGGAUCAGGGCGGCAACAUGGCCUGGCUUGAUCAAGGCAACAGUGGGCCAUGCAAUGCUACCGAGGGCAGUCCUACUUCAAUUGUCAAAAUAGAGCCGAAUCCGGAGGUGACUUUCAGCAACAUCAGAAUUGGAGAGAUCAACUCGACCUUUUCCCUACGCACGCCUUAUCAACGGGGUAGCGUUGUGGGAUCUGUCAGGCGGGAAGCCCAGUUCGAAAGCCACCUCCAUCAGCACCGCCACCACCACGGUUUCUAA